UCUCCUCACGCUACUGCUACGCCACCCCCGCCCGCCAUACCCCUGCCAUGGCUCUGUAGCCGUGACCUCUUUGUGCCCCCGGCCCGUCUCCGCGCUCACCGCGUCUGUGCUCUUCGCUCACACCUUCUUUCUACCGCCGAGGCCGUCGCCUCUCCUUUCCACAGCCAUGGAGUCCUCCACUUUCGCCUUGGUGCCUGUCUUCACCCAGCUGAGAAACCACGAGAGUCCACUCCCAGCUGUUGGUGCAGCCUCCUCCAUUGCCAUCAGUGCCCAGCACCUGUGCUACAGCCAUGUCACUCUUGGCGACCCUGGGGCUGGAGCUGGACAAGGCCCUGCUCCCAGCUAGUGGUCUGGGCUGGCUCGUAGACUAUGGGAAACUCCCCCUGGCCCCUGCCCCCCUGGGCCCCUAUGAGGUCCUUGGGGGAGCCCUGGAGGGCGGGCUUCCAGGGGGGGGAGAGCCCCUGGCAGGUGAUGGCUUCUCUGACUGGAUGACUGAGCGAGUUGACUUUACAGCCCUCCUCCCUCUGGAGCCUCCCUUACCCCCAGGUGCCCUCCCUCUACCUUCCCCACCUCCACCUGACCUGGAAGCCAUGGCCUCCCUCCUCAAGAAAGAGUUGGAACAGAUAGAAGACUUCUUCCUUGAUGCCCCAGUCUUUCCAUCACCCUCACCACCACCACCAC
Galeopterus variegatus (Sunda flying lemur) is the source of this 681-nucleotide messenger RNA. RefSeq names its product cyclic AMP-dependent transcription factor ATF-5. Gene Ontology annotation, biological process: regulation of transcription by RNA polymerase II. Gene Ontology annotation, molecular function: RNA polymerase II transcription regulatory region sequence-specific DNA binding; DNA-binding transcription activator activity, RNA polymerase II-specific. The record is from RefSeq and is a predicted model, not a curated record. NCBI's taxonomy places the organism in Eukaryota, Metazoa, Chordata, Mammalia, Dermoptera, Cynocephalidae. The annotation marks the transcript as partial. Gene Ontology annotation, cellular component: nucleus. The transcript has 3 exons.